Molecule: messenger RNA, 1856 nt
Organism: Paramecium octaurelia
Lineage: Eukaryota; Ciliophora; Oligohymenophorea; Peniculida; Parameciidae
Source: the annotation of a GenBank genome assembly
AUGUCUACAGAAUGUACCCAAAUAUUUUUUCCAUCCGAUUAAUAAAACGAGGAGGGAUACAUUAUUGGAUUCAACACAAGAGGGUUUAACUUUACUAUAUUACAAAUUAUAAAUAAUAAAAGUAUUGAAGAAAUAGAAAAUCAAUUAAACAAUUGGGAUAAGCAAGAGAGGAUUCAACUGAUUUGUGGAGUAAAUUUGAAUAUUAACAGUUUAGACGAAAUUACAGGUGCUAGGAAUAGUAGGCAAGAAAAGCGAUUAAUAAUUCAGAGAAACUUGGUUGUGGUUAAAAAAUAAUAAAUUGGAAGAGUUGAUGAUAUGCGGAUAUAAAUAUUAAACAAAGUGCACAAUAGUUUAUUAUGAUAAGUUGGUAUAGAAUUAGAUAAUUUCGAAUGAAAUCGAUAAUUGUUUGGAUCCUAAUCAUAAAUCAAUCUUAACAAUAAAUCCAAUGAUAGCAUUUGACUAAAGUCACUCAGAGGAGAUCACUAAAAUAUGUGAUAAGGACAAAUUGAAUGAAUUAGAUUAUUCAUUAAUACAUAUUAAUUGGAGAUAACAUAUUUUGAGAGAGUUCAAUAAGUAUAUUAACAAUAAACCCAAUUCUGAAGACAAAUAUUACUAUUGCUAUCUACGAAAUGAUACUAUAAACACUUUGUUGAAAAUCAUUCUCAAGAUUACAUAUUUUUAGAAAAUAGUAUUCUAAUUUGUAAUAAAAAUUAUGGAAUUUAGAAUUAUGGGCAAGAAUCUCUAAGAUUUCGGUUUCUUAUCUUACACUAUGAAAUAAGUGAACUUCAAGUUUAAUUUAUUUAAUAAAUGGAAUGAUCAAGCAGGAGAAUUAGUAUCACAGCACUAGCCUUUAUUUAUAUCUAAUUUGAAGUAUAAUUAUCAUAAGUUGUUCUCAGGUAUCUUAUUUGUGUUUUUGGAUAUAUUAUUUGGUGUAUUAAGUUUGUUAAUACUUUAUUAUAAUGUGACACAAUUGAGAGACUUCCUACAUAAGUAUGGUUCUAGUAUUCACAUAGAAGUGUUAUCAAAAGAAGUUGAAUGGUUGAUGGGAUUUCCUGCAGGACUCAAAACCAACAAGCCUUUAAAUUAUGUUUUGGGAUAGAUGAUUAUGUAUAUAAUUGUCCUAUGGAAUCAUAUUACAACAUUCAUUACACCAUAUGAAAACAUUUUAUUAAGAGCUGUAAUGAUAUUUGGACUGUUUGGAUUGAAUUUUGAAUUGUCCUUGGCUAUCGAUAUUAUAUCUUUAUGCACAAUUCAUGUUUAUUACAUAUAUAAAAUGUUGAUGGUAAUUUAUAGAUAAUUAUGGGUGAUGAUAAUUUGUUUUUAUCGAAUAACCUAAAAUAAGUUCAUUAACAAAUUUAGAAACAAACUAGAAGAUCAUCCCUUUUUAUGGGAUCAAAAGAUUAUCUCUAUGUUUUUAGGUUUCUUUUUACUUAUGAUGAUACCAACAGUUUCAUUGUAUUAUUUUUGGUUCUUGUUGAUCGUCAUAUUCAUCUAUCUAGUAAAAUUAACCUUGAUUAGUUUUCAAAGGAUAUUCAGCAAAUUUCCAUUAUUUUUAUUAUGUUCUUAUUUAUAUCUACACAAUAUUCCUUAAAUAUUGGAGAUGAAUAUUUAAUAAAUUUAAAAUAAUACUGUGAUAGUAAAGAUGAUUUAUAAGAAGGUGAAAAUUACUUAAGUAAUAAAAUUGAAUAGUAAUUUAUAUUAAUAUUCUAGAAUUGGUGACUCUAAAAUAACAAUUUAAUAUAGCUUAAAUCAUUAAAUCAAUAUUCGUUGGCUAAGAUAUUAUGAUAAAAUCAAAAACCUAGAAAACAGCGAUUAAAUAAAUUAAACACAGUGUAGAUCAUUUGGUACAAUUAUGA